Messenger RNA from Physcomitrium patens, 2523 nucleotides. Its product is annotated as protein NDL2. The record is from RefSeq and is a predicted model, not a curated record. NCBI's taxonomy places the organism in Eukaryota, Viridiplantae, Streptophyta, Bryopsida, Funariales, Funariaceae.
GGCUGGGCCCCACUACCACCUAGCCAAGCAGAGACCAUGGCCUCUUGAAGGAGGACCUCCAUCGCUGCUCUUGCUGCCCCCAUUGCCACACUUACUGCAACACACUGCAACUGCAACAACGCCUCUUCCUCUUCUUCUUCUUCUUCCUGCAUCAGGGAACUGUGUGUGUGUGUGUUAGUGAGUGAGUGAUUGAGUGAGUGAGUGACGGGACCUGAUCAUCGAUCUCUCACUAGCACACUAUUACUGCGGUGUCAUUCACUCAAUCUGUCGUCUCGGUUAUCGGUGGCUGCAAUCGAUUGAUAAGCGUUUCAUGCAGUUGGAGUUAAGCGCUACGGAGGUCUGAAUCGUGUUGACACCCUUAGACACGGAUUCUAGAAGGUGUUGUUGCGCGAUCGAGAAGAAUUGGGGCUCGGUGGUGGUGGUGGUGAAUGUGGAAGAGGAGGGGUCCGUGUGUGCAGUGUGAGUGGGUAUUCUGACAGGCCAGGGAGGAGGAGGGGUAAAGGGGGGGAGGGGGUGUGGGUUGUGGGUUGUAGAGUGGGUUGUCUGCGACAAUUGGUGGCUGGCUGCACAUGUGAAGGUGCAGACAUCGACACUUGGUUGCAGUUCAUGCGUCGCCUUGCAGGCUGCUGACUGGACCAGCUGCACCAUCAUCGAUCGGGAGUUCUGCCUUCGGUCGUCCCAUCUAAGCGUUGUUGUUUGUAUCCAGGGGCUGUAGUCUCAUCCUCCAAGGAAAUUGUACAUUCCCCGUUUGCAUGGUACAGAGUGGCCACGUCUCUGUGGGGGGCCUUCAAUACUCUGGGUCGCUCAGUUGCAUUGCGACCGUGUGGGAGUGAAUGCAGUCAGUGGGAGUGCCAGGCUUGUGAGGUGACCGCCCGAGGAGGAGGAGGAGGAGUGCGCAAGCUUAAGUGGACUGCUCAAGCCCUUUACUGAGCAGGUGUUUGUAGCGCCGCAAGCGAUCAGGGUGUGGAGGAGUGAGGAUAAGAAAAAAUGAAAAUGAAAAACGAAAUUAGGGGCUAGUGUGCCGGUGUUCGAUGUAAAGGAAGGAGGUGAAGCAAGGUUUUGGGCCAAGCGAGAGGAAGAACACAUUUGGGAGUUUGUGAUGGACCUGCGACGCGAUUCCGUUUCGUUGAACAUGGACAUUUCGCCGUGGGGCGGGCAGGAAUAUUUAGUGCCUACAUCAUUUGGCUCCGUUACAGUCACUGUGUGUGGAGAUCAAGAGAAGCCCGCUCUUGUCACCUACCCCGACGUGGGACUGAAUUAUUUUUCUUGCUUCGAGGGGCUCUUCUCUUCUCCUGAAGCUUCAUCGGUGCUCUUCUACAAUUUCUGUGUGUACCACAUCGACCCACCCGGCCAUGAGGUUGGCGCACCUGAAAUUUCUCCUGAAGAGUACUCUCUAUCUGUCGAUGAUUUAGCCUACCAAGUUGCUGAAGUUCUUGACUAUUUCGGAAUUGAUGAAGUUAUCGGCUUGGGAGCCACAGCUGGAGCUUAUAUCCUCAGCUUGUUUGCGUGCAAGUACCCAGACCGUGCAUUAGGGCUCAUCUUGGUGUCACCUGUUGCCCAAGCUACCUCGUGGACUGAAUGGCUGCACAAUCAGGCCAUGAUUAAUCUUCUGUAUUUCUGCGGUAUGACCAACUUUGUCAAGGAUAACCUUAUGAAACGGUACUUUGGUUUGGAAGUGCGCGAUGCAGCAGAUGCAGCAGGAAGGACAGACGUGCUACAAACUAUCCGUCAAAACCUGGACGACAGGCGAUGUGAAAACGUUAUGCGCUAUCUGCAAGCAAUUCAUCAAAGACACGAUUUGACCGAGAAUCUGAAAAAACUGAGGUGCCGGACGUUGAUACUAGUUGGAGAGGAGUCGCCUUUCUACCAUGAAGCCUUGCACAUAAGCAACGCUAUGAAUAGACGUUACAAUGCGUUGAUUGAGGUUGAAGGCUGCGGUUCAUUAGUUACGGAGGAGCGACCACAAUCCAUGCUGGUGCCAAUUGAGCUAUUCCUCACGGGCUAUUCCUUCUACCAACGCCCACUGAGGUCUCUUACUUCAAGCCCACGAAGCCCUCUCAGUCCUCUCUGCAUGGCCGCUGAACUCCUGUCACCAGAGAGUCUGGGACUGAAGCUGAAGCCCAUCAAGACCCGCGUUUCUUCACCAGUGCAAUAGGCAACUUGCACAUUUUGAUAUAUACGUAGGAGUUGGACCGUGAUGUUGUACAUAAUCCUUGAGUACCAUCAAAUUGUAUCUUUCCGGUUGUGCUAAAACUCCAACAAGAGUGUAGCCCUCUCCCAAUAAGGUGUGGUAAGCAUGUCCCUACUCUACACCCCCAGUGAGCAAUGACAUGCUUCUUACACAGAAAUGAUGCGUGAUUCCUGGUGAAUGUCACCGCAAUAGACUGCAAUGCUGCGUUGUUUCAAUAAAGAAUCUGUACACUAGCAGUCAAACUUACUGCCCUCAUGAACACCGCAAUUUUUCGUUGUAAUUUGUGUGACAACAAGCUUCUUUCAAUAAAGAGUUCUGUACACUAACAUUUC